CAUGUAUUCACAGAAGAAUAACGGGCUUUUGAUCGCUUUUCCCUGCUUCCAUUUCGUAUAAAAGCCGAUGCUCCAUUUUCAAGCUUCUUCUUCUCUGGUUCAAUAGAGAGUUGCAGAGUAAGGAAAGAUGUUCUAUUCGCACCAGCUUCUCUCUAGGAAGGUUCCUCUCGGCCAAAUUUGGAUGGCGGCCACACUGCACACGAAAUUUAACAGGAAGAUACUCUACAAGAUCGACAUUAUUCAGAUCUGUGAACAGAUACUGAAUCCAUCGGUUCCUCUGGCUUUGAGGCUCUCUGGAAUACUAAUGGGUGGAGUUGUGAUCGUUUAUGAUCGGAAAGUGAAGCUUCUGCUAGAUGACGUUACUCGAUUUCUGGUUGAGAUCAACACUUCAUGGAAGCCUGAGGAGGUUUCAGACCCCACUCUUCUCCCACCUAGAAAGUCUCAUGCCAAGUUUGAAUCUGUGACUAUUAAAUAUGGUGAUGGUUUGGUUUCUGAUAUUGAGCAAAUACGAUUUUCACAUGCACACUCAAAAACAGCAUACACGCCCUUUGAAGAUUUCAUGCCACUUGACCAACUCGAGAAGAUCAACCUUGCAGAUGAGGAUGAACACCACCACCAUCAAGCCGAUGCCUCUAAUAUCACUCUGCUCGAUGACUUCACCUCCUUUCAGGCCACAACUGACCAGUUUGAGAGGUUUGAUAUGGACGAAUGGGGGGAUGGCCUAUAUGGUACAACCCAUGAUCAAACCAUGCAUGAUCUUCACCUUGGCCCUGAUCAAACCAUGCAUGAUCUUCACCAUGACCCCAACCCUGAAGAACCCCAAGAUGAAGCACAUGCUACCCCACCUCAGCAGCAGCAACAGAUGGAAGUUGAGACAGAGAGUGCUCAUGGUGAACAGGUUGUUCAUGGAGUAGAACAGAGAAGACCACAGAAAAGGAAAGCAAGAGACCAUAGUAAAAUCAUCAUUGAUAAGCAGAUCAUCAUAUCUGGUCAAGUCUAUCAGUCUUGGCUUCAAGACACAUCUGAUAUCCUUGAUAGAAGCUCAAAGAAGAAGGCCACAACUCCAUUGGCAAGCAAGCCCCAGCCUUCCCAAAUCAUCAGCAAGACCAUGGACCUCCCUUUGGUAUCCCUGUUAACUGAUCCUGAAGAUGUUCCUGCUCUCUUAGAUCUGUGGAAGGGUUGCAUUCCACAUCCUGUCAAAGGAAGAGGUGCACCAUGGCCUCAACAAUCACCACAUUCACCCCCACCACUUUCAGACAACAUAUACCCUGAUUUCCAACCUAAUUUUGGUGCAUAUGAUUUCCAGAAUGAGACAGUACAUUCGGCCUUAGAAAGGCAGCGUACAGUUGCAGGAAUAAAUCAGGGUACUGGACCAAUGAGAAAAGAACUCCUUGGUUCAGGACAAACAGGAACAUCAAUAUCUGGCUCUAUAUCUGGGCAAGGCCCACAAUAUGAAGCUGAAGUACUCCCAACACAAGCCAGUGACAUAUCCCAAAGCGAGCAACCAAAUUCUCUAGUGGGCGCUGAUCUUGAUGUGGUGCAUGAGGAGACUUCAUACAAUACCAGUACCCUCAAGAUUGCAGAGAGCCCCAAAAACACGAGUGGACGUAAACAUUUUACGGGUGCUAAAAACCCUGUAGGCAUGGAUGGAGAGUUUAUGGUGGAAACUGCUCCUACACAACAAACACCAGUCCAACCAAACCCUACUAAAUCAAUUGACAGAGUUACCAGCAUAAUCAUGAGGAACCUAAAGGAGCACUUUGAUAAAUCAAACGCUUCAGCAACGCUUACUAUAAACGAGCUCACAAAUGGCAUGGACCGAAGAAGAGCAGCCAAGCUUUUCUACCACACUUUGGUUAUGGCAUCCAACAACUUCAUCAAGGUACAGCAGGCUGAGUGUUAUGGAGAAAUUUUCAUUUCCCAGGGUAACAUGUGAAAAAUGAGUUAAAGAAGUGUGGGCUCAAGCCAUAAUCAAAUCAGAUAGGAAAAUGAUAGAAACAAACAAGUGAGGAGGUCAUAAUACCUCCUUUUCUCCCCUACUACUUGACCUAUCUUUCCCUAAUAAAGGGAUUUUGGGUUCUAUGGGUCAUCUGUUUUCUCUUAUUGUUGUAGUUCAUUUGUUCAAAUAUUUUGGUAUGAAAA
Molecule: messenger RNA, 2142 nt
Organism: Amborella trichopoda
Lineage: Eukaryota; Viridiplantae; Streptophyta; Magnoliopsida; Amborellales; Amborellaceae
Gene: SYN1
Product: Rad21/Rec8-like family protein
Biological process (GO): meiotic sister chromatid cohesion, centromeric
Cellular component (GO): cohesin complex
Molecular function (GO): protein binding; chromatin binding
Source: RefSeq, a predicted model, not a curated record